AUGUCUAAUUCAUCAGACAGUGAGAAUUCCAAAAAAAAGGAAAAAAAUAUAUACCAAGAAAACAACAAGCAAUUUGAUGAUUUUCGUCAAUCGUCUGAUGAAGAUAGUCGAGAGAUCUUCGAUGAUUCAUUGAAUAGUCCUGUAGAGCGUGGAUCUUUAUUGAUUAAAACUGGAGUAAAGAGACAAAGAGAUCCUAAGGAUGUCUCGGGAAAUCAUAAAUCUCGUCAUACAAUGGAGACAGAUCAUGCCCAUGUGGAAGAAGAUAGUCCGCAUUCAUUUACUUUGGCGCAUAACAUUGCUGAAGAUAAUCCAAGCAAUCCUGGAUCGCCCAUUAGAUCAAAUUCAACAAAUGAACUACGCUACCGGGAAGAGGAUCUUAACUCUCCAUUUGAGCUAUUACGUGCAUUUAGUAGAUUGUAUCAAUUAAGAAGAACCGAAGAACGUUUCUCGGAUGAAAGUGAACAAUUACCAACUACCAUAAAUACUAUAUCAAAAAGCUCGGAAAAAGGAAAAGAGAAAGCUACCGAUAUUGUAGACAAAUCACACAUUAAGCAAACACACCCAAGACAAGAAUCAGUUCCAUCCAGUCAAGCUAAAGGUCUUGAACAACCACAUUCUAGACAGGAUUUUGUACAAUCCAGUCUAGAUAAAUCCUUUUAUAAGCCAGCAUCACGGAGUAGAAUUUCGGGUAGACCAAAGAAGCAAGAGCCUAUUGAUAAAAGUCUUCCUCGUCCUCUCUUUCUUUUACGCAGAAAAAAUCGUCAUCUUGCUCCGGAUGAGCCAGAAGAAACUUUAUCAUCAAUAAGCUACCAUUCUGACACAGACUUCAGCCGACUAGACCACAGAUUUUACAGCUAUGGUUCUUCAGAGUCUGAUCGACCACCUGAUGCUUCUCUUGAUGGUCAAAGUAUACUUGGGGAGCUUGGAGAUCUUCCUCAUGGUUGGCAGUCGCCAUUUCAAGAAGACCAGGAGAGGUCAGAAACCUCUCAACUUCCACCACAGCCUUCAUUGGUUGACAUCUCUUUAGAUGCCGAGAGUCAGGAUAUAAUUGAGCCACGAUCACAAGAAGAUUAUGGAUACGAUGAAAUGCAAGAUCCAAACAUUCAUGAAGAGAUCGAUUUCCCUGGAUUCGAUGAUGUGAUAACAGGCCGAGAAGAAUCUCAUGAGCAAAUUCAUGAUAAAUUAUCACCAGAAGAUUUGGAUAUUUUUCAGAAUUACGAACAACCACGCCAUUACGAUCGAGUUCUUCCUAGCCAACGCUUUACUGAACGCAAGAUAGAAGAACGUGUGCAAGCAAAUCUUGACGGAGUAAAAAUACCCCCUGUGAUGGCAAUUGGGAAUUUAAUGCAAAGGCGAAUCUUCUCUAGGUUUACUGACAAAAAGAUUGAACCGGGUGCUGUUCAAAAGAUCAUUGAGGCGAGUGAGCUAUUUUUUGAGCAAAUGGCAGACGAUCUAAAAGCUUAUACAAAGCAUGCCUCACGUAAAAAAUUGACAUGCGAAGAUAUGAAACUAUUGAUGAAAAGGCAACGACUACUAACAGGAAAACGAACCUUAGAAGUUGUAGCUCACGAGUAUCUCCCAAGGGAACUAUAUGAUUUAGUGUGUAUAUCUGCUACAGCAGAUAAUGAGCUCUACCCUGAAAGUGUAGAAUAUAUUUCAUCGCUCAUACACAAUAGCAUCUUGCUUUUGGAUGAAACGCAUAAAACCAUUAUUAUUGCAAACUGUUAA
Molecule: messenger RNA, 1728 nt
Organism: Phycomyces blakesleeanus NRRL 1555(-)
Lineage: Eukaryota; Fungi; Mucoromycota; Mucoromycetes; Mucorales; Phycomycetaceae
Exons: 9
Coding region: 1-1728 (575 amino acids)
Biological process (GO): kinetochore assembly; chromosome segregation; mitotic cell cycle
Cellular component (GO): kinetochore
Molecular function (GO): DNA binding; protein heterodimerization activity
Source: RefSeq, a predicted model, not a curated record